AUGACUACUGGAAUAGCUGAAUACCAGCUAUUGGAGAACGCGCUCGACAGCUCCAGUACCUUCACGGAAGUCAACAGCGCCGUUGUCGAUGACGUCGCGAUGAGGGCAUCGCCGAAAUUUGAGGGCAGAUCGUUCUCGUUCCAGCACCCUCACUUUAUGCCCUCCUUUAUUCUGUACUCGGAAACUCCACCCCUACCUGGCUAUUGGUUCAGUCGGAUGGACAUCCCCAAUUCAGCAACAUUCCGUCACCGUGCUCUACACGAAGAAGAGAGAUGUGCCGGUACAGCCUCUAAAAUGGAGGUGGAUGAAGAGAAGUCGCUUAUAUCUUCUGGCGAAUUAGCCAUUGGUGCUGUGAAUAGAGAGGCGUCGUUCAUCCCUUCGGAGGAGCCUGCGUCGUCAACUAACACAGAGCCACAUGUACAAGACGAGAAAGACAAAGCAACGCCAUUAAUUGGAUUCGACGUUAUUGAUACCUUCUCAUCCGGUCGGGUCUCGACUUGGUCUAGUUUACGCCGAGGGCUGUUUUCCCCCCCACACGAGUCGACUCGCGUGUUCUUUAGAAAAACUCAUAGGAGAAAAGGCGCAGGCCCUGAUCUACGGGGCAGUGCGCGUACGCCUGGAAAGGAGUUUGAUCAACCCUCAUCCGAGCCACGCACGCAGCAGGCUACAGUUUCCUUUGAUAGUGUAACGCUUUCGCAAAAUUUUCAGCAGGGCCCAGAGUUCUACUCUCGAUUCUCCUACAGCCAGCAAUUCCGCCUCGUGAAAAUGGAAACUAGGCCAUUGAGGAGCGAUAGCGAUCUCAAUUCGAAGAACGCCGAGACAAACAAUGGUAAAGACGCACUCUCACCGGCAGGGAAUGCAUCCGACCGGGACGGCUUCAUCUUCCCUUCAAGGGGUGUUUUUCCGUCAUGGGAAGGACUCGGCGAGCUUCUUCAUCAAGUUGUUCCAACUGACCGCUCUUCUCAAGCUCAGCAUGAAGGUGCAUCUUACCUUUCUCGUUUGUCUUCUGCACGAUCUUCGAAGAAACCUUCAGGUAGCCAGCUUGGGGCCUGUGCACUGACGAAGUUUCCGUCCUGGCAUGGACUGGAUAACGGUGUUCAAGUCCUGAAGGAACUGGGCGACGGGCAUACUGCCAUGGGUUACAACUUCCUCUAUAGAGAUGAUGCGGAGGGUCAGUCCCCCCCUGCAGCUAUCUCACCAACCCCAACUAUUCCAGAUUGGAGAGGAUCCAUUCACUCUUCGCAUAAUUCUCUGAGUCAUGGCGAUUUCCCCGUACAUCAUGCUGAAGUUACAGGCGAGUUUCCUGGUCAAAUUGUAACUCCAACGUUGCAGCAGCCUGGUGUACAUCUCAUUGCGGAUGAAGACUGCUGUUGUCUCCGGGGACCCCAUGCCAUUGACUAUGAGGCCGAUAACAAUAGCAACGAUGCUGACGCGCCCAACGCGGUGCCAGUGCACACUCCAGUGCCGAUGGAAUAUCAAGCUUCACUUGCGGCAAUUAACAACGACACCCCGGACAAUCGCCAUAGAUAUGUUCCGGAGGCAGAGCUAGUGGAUGACCUGUGGGAUGACCGAGAAAGGCGGCGCAAGAUCAGGCUUGGAAAGUGGAGGCAUGCAUCACAGAUUCCUACAGAAGAAGACGUUCUUGCAGAGCCUGAUUCGUACCCAUUCACGGAGGAAAUUGACCGGAUAUUGACUCCGCACAUCCACGUUCUUUCUGCGCUUCUCAACAGUCCUGAAGAAGUUGAUUCCACUAGUGUCCCUGUGCUGCAGUACCUCCGUUCAGAUGCUGGCUCCGAUGGCGCAAAGAGCGUUCAAUCACCCGGCAACAAAUCUCUGGGCAAGCCGACUAAGACGUCGGAAGUGGACUCCAGAUUUCGACAGCAUCCCGCUGUGCGUUCCGGCAUGGUACCGCAUACGGGGGAUCUUGACAUCGUAGAACAAGCUCGCAUUAACAACUGGUUCUAUCUCAAGGUCCCUGCUUCCCGAAAGCGCGACCACUUCACCCAGGUUCCGGAAUUUCGCAGCAUUGGAUCUGCUGCUGAUCAGACUGCUUUCAUUCUGUCACAAGCAUGGGCAUACCAAGUAGCAAUGGCCCAUGGUCCACACGAAGCCAAAGAUGUUGAUCAAGAGGCACUGGAGCUUCUUGAAGGACGAAUGUUUGAGAUAUCACAAGCAGCAGGCAGAGCAGGAUACUACCAGUGGGGACUGGACGCAGGGCAUCAUCAAGAUGACUGGGAGCCGUACAAGGACUUGCGCUCUAUGUGGAACCAUUAUGACGCCGAGUUCAGUGAGUCGGAAUUGCAGACAGGCCCUGAAUACACCGCGUUCGAAGCCCCUCCACCUCCUGCGGAGGCGAUGUCACUCAUUCCUGCUAAGCGGCGCCCGGUUCCUGUACCAGCGUACAGAGGGGCAAAGGCUGCGAAGAAGAGGAGAUAG
Messenger RNA from Sparassis crispa, 2436 nucleotides. RefSeq lists its product as hypothetical. The record is from RefSeq and is a predicted model, not a curated record. NCBI's taxonomy places the organism in Eukaryota, Fungi, Basidiomycota, Agaricomycetes, Polyporales, Sparassidaceae. Bases 1 to 2436 code for a protein of 811 amino acids. The transcript is spliced from 11 exons.